AUGGCGCAAUGUUACGAGAACAGGUUCUUCUGCAAACAGUGUGACUAUAGUACAGAGAAGAAGAUCAAUUAUCUCAGACAUGUGAAGAGAAACCACUCUACAAGUCGCAAAGAGGAAAAUGAUCGUCCCUCUUGCAGCAAAGUGACAGAAGAUACUUGUGACGACAACAGUGUAGCAGAUUCCACAAGAAGUAAGGAGGCAGAUGAAGACCAUGGGUCUUCAUCAGAGGAUGAGGAGGCGUGGUUGUCGAAAGACCCAGAUGUUAGUAUUGGUGAGGCUACAGAAACUGUGCAUCUUGAAGAGAGGAGUCAAGAAGUAGACACUGGGACGACAAAUGAUCCUACAGUGAGGAAGAGAACUUCUCCGAUGCCAGUAUACAGCCCAGCACCACUCAAGGUAGCUCGACCUUGUACGAGUAUGUUGGAUGCUGAGCAAAGGGAUCCUCCUGCCUCGAUAAACAUACGUGCGUCUGCCGAGGUGCGGACCGAGAGAAAAAUGGCUGACUGUUCUACUCAAACGGAGCCAGUUCGAUACACAAAAUCAAUUACGACGACCACUAUCGUCAAGGAGGGUGGCAGAAAAGUCAUCACAGUUAAGAAAGAGAAAAUGCUGUAA
This is a messenger RNA of Saccostrea echinata, 615 nucleotides long. RefSeq lists its product as uncharacterized. The coding region runs from base 1 to 615 and encodes 204 amino acids. Lineage: Eukaryota; Metazoa; Mollusca; Bivalvia; Ostreida; Ostreidae. The record is from RefSeq and is a predicted model, not a curated record. The transcript has a single exon.